CUCCAACCAUGGCCCUGGGACUGUUCCGGGUGUGUCUGGUGGUGGUGACAGCCGUCAUCAACCACCCUCUGCUGUUCCCGCGGGAGAACACCACGGUGCCAGAGAACGAGGAGGAGAUCAUCCGCAAGAUGCAGGCGCACCAGGAGAGGCUGCAGCUGGAGCGGCUGCGCCUGGAGGAGGAGGUGGCGCAGCUGGCGGCGGAGGAGGCCCCCGAGCAGCGGGGCGCGGAGGAGAGCCAGCAGCAGCAACACGACACCCGCACGGCCUGGGACCUCUGGAGCACCCUGUGCAUGAUCCUCUUCCUGAUGAUCGAGGUGUGGCGGCAGGACCACCACCAGGACGAGCCGUCCCCGGAGUGCCUGGCUGCGGACGAAGACGAGCUGCCCGGCCAGGAGGGGGCGCCCCUGCCCGGCCUCACGCUGCCCAGCAAAAGCACCCUGGGCCACUUCUACGAGCGCUGCAUCCGGGGCGCCACGGCCGACGCCGCCCGUACCCGGGAGUUCGUGGAAGGCUUCGUGGACGACUUGCUGGAAGCGCUGAGGAGCCUGUGCAACCGGGACGCGGACAUGGAGGUGGAGGACUUCAUCGGCGUGGACAGCAUGUAUGAGAACUGGCAGGUGGACAAGCCGCUGCUGUGCCAGCUCCUCGUGCCCUUCACGCCCCCGGAGCCUUACCACUUCCACCCCGAGCUCUGGUGCUCCCGCCGCUCGCAGCCCCUGGACCGCCAGGGCUACGGCCGCAUCCAGGUGGCGCGGGCCGACGAGGAUGCGCUGGGCUGUGUGUGCGGCAAGACCAAGCUGGGCGAGGACAUGCUGUGUCUCCUGCACAGCAAGCCCCGCGGGGAGGCGGCGGGCGAGCUGCUGUGCGCCCCGGACUCGCCCUACCUGGACGCGCUGCUGGUCAUGAAGUGGUUCCAGACGGCCCUCACCAGGGCCUGGCACCGCAUCGCCCACAAAUACGACUUCGACCUGGCCUUUGGCCAGCUGGACACCCCCGGCUCCCUGAAGAUCAAGUUCCGCUCCGGCAAGUGCAUGCCCUUUAACCUGAUCCCCGCCGUCCAGUGCGAGGACUCAGACCUGUACUUUGUCUCCCACCUGGCCAGGGAGCCGCCGUUGGCGUCCGGCACUGACUGGCUCCUGUCCUUCGCCGUGUACGAGCGCCGGUUCCUCCGGAUGACGUCCAAGGCGCUGCCCGAGGGGGCCUGCCACCUCAGCUGCCUGCAGAUCGCCUCCUUCCUUCUGUCCAAGCAGAGCCGCCUGACGGGCCCCAGCGCGCUGGGCAGCUUCCACCUGAAGACGGCCCUGCUGCACCUGCUGCUGGCUCGCAGGCCGGCCGACUGGAAGGCAGCGCAACUGGACGUACGUCUGCACGAGCUGCUCCGCUUCCUGGAAAAAAGCCUGCUGGAGAAGAAGCUCCAUCACUUCUUCAUGGGCAACCGCAAGGUGCCGGCCUCCCUGGGGCUGCCCGAGGCCGUGCGCCAGGCCGAGCCCCUCAACCUCUUCCGGCCCUUCGUGCUGCAGCGCAGCCUCUACCGGAAAACCCUGGACUCCUUCUACGAGAUGCUCAAGAAUGCCCCGGCUCUCAUCAGCGAGUACUCCCUCCACGGCUCUGCAGACCCUGCCGGCCCGCCCCACAAAGCCGGCGUCUUGUGAGCAUCCAGUACUCAGGCCAGCACACCUCACCCGGGCCCAUGCCCGGAGGACCCUGCAGCGGGCUAUGAGCACCACCCAGGGAGCCAGGCCCGGGAGCAGGGAGAGGCGGAAUUCCAAGAUGGGAGCGGUUCACUUUCCUGCCGUUGGGCCCCGCUGGUGAGGGUGUAGGUCCUUGGUGGCUUCUUCCCAUGGAAGGCCAAGAUGAGGUUGGAGGGUGCCAUGGACACUGAGUUCCAGACCGCCCGAGCACUGGGGAGUGAGUGCUGCUACCCAGGGCAGCCUUCAACUCAACAUCAGCAAGGCUGGCGGGAAAGGUCACAGGCACCAUGUCCCUCUCUCGGUGACCUCUGCCCUGGGCGUGAAUCCCCAAAGCACUGAAAGGGACAGAUAGAUGUGGGACAUGGCCCGUCCCCCAACGCCUGCAUGCCAGGGGCCCCACUGUGGAGGAAACGCCACAGUGGAGGCUCGAGGCCCGGGGUGGGGGUGGAGGUAGUGGCCGCCACACACUGAGGGUGCCCAUGGCAGGGAGGCGUCAGAGUGGCCACAGUUUUCCUCACUGUUCGCUCAGGGUACGCCCCUUCUCUUGGCCCUUCCCAUGCACUGACCAAGUCCAAGCUGGGUACCAGCCCAGGGGCCCCUGCCCUGCUUCCGUCCUGCCACAACUGGUCUCGCUGACCAGAGGAGGGCAGGUGCACACCUGGGAAACAGAUCCAGGGGGGUCUGAGACAAAGGACAGAGCCUGGCACCCCGGGGUCCGGGGUAGGCUCUCAGUCUGGCUUCUAAACCCCAAUUUUGAGUUGUCGAGUGAAAAGCAGCCCUAGUUCUCUCUCCCUCUGGGGAUCCCCCACCCCAGAGCGGGGCUGCCUGAAAAAUAGCAGCUGCAGGGAGUCUUGGGCACAGCACAGAGCCCCCAUUUCAGCCGGCCACACAGGUGACCCAGAGCCCAAGAGCCUGACGAAGCAGGCAUAGCCCCCGGCCCUCCAAGGGGACACCUCGCCUCCGUCUCCAGGCUCGAUGGUUGGCCGGGAAGCUGCUCAUCCAGUGACAUCCUCGUCGGCCCUUGUAGGACUCCUCUAGGCCUUGCCUCGGGACCCCCUUGAAGAGGGCAACAGUUGCCAGGACCCCCUUGCAGAGAGCAACAGUUGCGGCUGGCUGUAACGACCCAGCAGAUACUUCCACAGGGCAUCAGGCUUCCUGGACACCCAAGGAGGAGCGUGUGUCUCCCCCAGGAGCGCCCUCUCCUGACGGGAGAAUCCUGAGAGCACAGAAGGGUUUCCUCACAGAGUUCCCAGCACAUCUCUGGGCUGUGAAGAGCCUGGGGCUCCAGGAAGACUUCCUGUAUAAGCUCCUUGAGGGAGCAGCCAGGAGUCUGCUCAGAGCGCCCACAGAAGCUGCCUGUCCUGGCAGGAACACCGGGAGCCCCCUCCCCCUUUCUGUAUUCCCCUUGAGUAGGGAGUGAAUUUCCUUAUUUAUUGUUACCUGUAUCUUCCUGGCCUGUCUUCACCCCCUUCUCACUGUGCUCUGAGGAGCCCCCAGCAGCUGAAAAGAACCAGCCCUCAGAAGGCCAGACCAAGCCUGAACCUCCCAGCGCCUCCAGGAGUUCAGGGGAAAUGUGCCUGCUGGACUCUUAUUUUCCCAGAGACACCAACUCAGCUGAGAUGGGACUUAUCCCUGAACCCAGGGUCCUGCUGGGCCCCUGGGGCUUCAUGCUGCCUUAUUUAUAUGAAAGGAGGGAGUAAAGUCUUGAGAGAAGCUG
Sorex fumeus (smoky shrew) is the source of this 3408-nucleotide messenger RNA. It is a transcript of the gene ITPRIP, whose product is annotated as inositol 1,4,5-trisphosphate receptor interacting protein. The transcript has a single exon. NCBI's taxonomy places the organism in Eukaryota, Metazoa, Chordata, Mammalia, Eulipotyphla, Soricidae. Gene Ontology annotation, cellular component: membrane. Gene Ontology annotation, molecular function: protein kinase inhibitor activity. The record is from RefSeq and is a predicted model, not a curated record. Bases 9 to 1652 code for a protein of 547 amino acids.